Molecule: messenger RNA, 4684 nt
Organism: Nerophis ophidion (straightnose pipefish)
Lineage: Eukaryota; Metazoa; Chordata; Actinopteri; Syngnathiformes; Syngnathidae
Product: sodium-coupled neutral amino acid transporter 3-like
Exons: 15
Coding region: 600-1982 (460 amino acids)
Biological process (GO): amino acid transmembrane transport; asparagine transport; histidine transport
Molecular function (GO): L-glutamine transmembrane transporter activity; L-histidine transmembrane transporter activity; L-asparagine transmembrane transporter activity
Source: RefSeq, a predicted model, not a curated record
UGUUGUGCAGCGAGAGAUGAGGUGAUAUGCUGCGCUGGAAUACAGGCAAAGAUGAAAGCGGAAGCGACGGUGUCUCAGCGGUGGAAAGCCGACUACCUCGCAGCUCCAUUGGUUCAUCCGUCGGCCAUGUUGGGGAGGCAUUGCCUGGAGUGAGUACUCCCGUCACGUUGAUCCGGGCUCGCGGGCUGCUUGAGGUGGAACACUACUGUCCUCGAUCCUUCUUUUCUUCCUGAAGGUGAAUGUCAGUUUGUACCGCCAGUUCGAUGAGGUCAUCGAUGUUCGUCGUAAGGGUCAGCGGAAUCGUAAGAUGCCGGAUGUCAUCAGCAAGCCAAGGAAGAACGGUUCCAGGAGUGCUGUACAACCCAAGUCACAGUCAGUGGCCAUGGUGCGGAACUCAAUGGUGUAGUCUGCGACCCGUGGACUGCAUGCCUUGUCGGAACUUGAACAGGGAUCUCGCCGCCUCUCUGCCCGAAAGUCCCCACUGAAAUAUUUGUCUCAGCACCUUGGAGAAUGCGGCGGCGUAGGUGGAGCUGGUGACGGUCUGUUGAUUCUAUUCCGCUGUGGCUCAGGCACCCGCUUGACCUGACAGAACCGAGAACAUGGAGGCCAACCUUCCAGAGGGUCAGGCAUUCUCAUCAGGUGCAGAUGACAAGACUACAACAAGAUUUACGGAUUUUGAGGGAAAUACUUCGUUUGGGAUGUCCGUCUUCAACUUGGGCAACGCAAUCAUGGGAAGUGGAAUCCUCGGAUUGGCGUACGCCAUGGCCAAUACAGGGGUUGUUUUAUUUUUGGUCCUCCUUACAGUGGUGGCAGCUCUUUCAUCUUAUUCCAUUCAUUUACUGCUUAAAUCUUCUGGUAUCGUAGGUAUCCGGGCUUAUGAGCAGCUUGGCUACAGAGCAUUUGGCACUCCUGGGAAGAUGGCGGCAGGUAUCGCCAUCACGCUGCAGAACAUCGGAGCCAUGUCCAGUUACAUGUAUAUUGUCAAGUAUGAGUUCCCACUGGUCAUUCAGGCCUUCCUCAAGGUGGACAAGCCUGCAGGUGAAUGGUACAUGAACGGCAACUACCUUGUGGUCAUCGUAUCUAUCGCUGUCAUCUUGCCGCUGGCGCUCAUGAAGCAGCUGGGGUACUUGGGGUACACCAGUGGCUUCUCCCUGAGCUGCAUGGUGUUCUUCCUCAUCUCGGUCAUAUACAAAAAGUUCAAUGUCCCUUGUCCAUUUGUGGAUUUUGCCCUCAACGGCACCGCCGGUGGACCGAACAUCACGCUUCUCGGCGGGGCGGAAGACACCGACUGCAUUCCCAAAAUGGCUAACCUCAACUCGCAAACUGCCUAUACCAUCCCCAUCUUGGCCUUUGCCUUUGUGUGCCACCCUGAGGUCCUGCCCAUCUACACAGAGCUACGCAACCCCACAAAGAAAAAGAUGCAGCAUGUGGCCAAUAUCUCCAUUGCAGUCAUGUACAUCAUGUAUUUCCUGGCUGCUCUUUUUGGAUACCUAACUUUCUAUGGUGAAGUGGAGGCGGAGCUUCUUCACACUUACAGUCGCAUUGACCCCUACGACACACUGAUUCUGUGUGUGCGUGUUGCCGUGCUCACUGCUGUCACACUCACAGUUCCCAUUGUGCUCUUUCCUGUUCGGCGGGCCAUCCAGCAUAUGAUGUUUCCCAACAAGACCUUCAACUGGCCGCGACACGUCGCCAUUGCAUUCACUCUGCUCGCGUUUAUCAACCUGCUUGUCAUCUUUGCCCCCAACAUUUUGGGCAUCUUUGGGAUCAUAGGUGCCACGUCUGCACCUUGUCUCAUCUUCAUUUUCCCAGCUGUCUUCUACAUUCGUAUCGUACCCAAAGAGGAGGAGCCGCUUUGCUCACCCCAGAAAAUUAUUGCUGUCUGCUUUGCUGGGAUUGGUUUCCUGUUCAUGAUCAUGAGUCUCAGCUUCAUCAUUAUUGACUGGACUUCAGGCACAGGCAAAGCCAGCAGUGGCCACUAAACACCUCCUAUUUGAUCCUGGUCUUCCACUUAGUUGUUACAAUGUAAUUACUGUUGUCGUUGAUAGUUUGACUUUGGCUCACUUUCUAUCUUGCGCGGACAAGAAUCCCACGUGAAGUUUUAGAAGACACUCUGUAAGUCCCUGCACAAGCAUCUCCAUACUCUUAGCACACCUUUGGCACAAUUAUGUUCUCUGUGAAUAAAAAUGUGGAGGUGAAACUAAAACAUAGGAAGCUGCUCUCUUGACAGCAUAUCCUCUAAUGAGCACAAGGAAAUAUGAAUGUUUUUUCCCCAUCAUCCAUGCGGGCAUCCAUUAGAGAAUUUGACCUGUGUAAAAAGCACACCUUUCACCUGAUGACACACAAAAAACUGGAGAGAGCAAAACAUGUUGUUGGCAUUUUAACAAACAACACAAGAGGAGUUAUGAUGCUAAUUUGAAAAUAAUAGGAGUCAUCAGCAACAAAGAAAUUAAAAGUAUUUUUUUAUUUCACUGAUAUCGAAUCAAUGGCAAUUGCAAUUGUUUUUGUUUAAAACGGGUCUGGAAAAAAAAGAGAGGUUGUCCUACUGUGCAUUCCGGGUUGUCUUAUAUUUGGGUCAAUACGGUCUUAGUUUAAAUAAACCUUUAAAGUUUUUUUUUUUGUUUUUUUGUUUGUACUGAAGACCUCAAGAAAAUUACCUCUGUGUUCCUCCUUUUUGAAUUUGUAUGUGCGUUAUCUUUGACAUGUAUCACAGAUGACCAAAAAAACAGGGUCCUUUGCAGCGUUUUUUCCUCAUUUUCCCAACAUCAGUGUUGUGUCAUUACUACAGUGCCCCACAAUGGCAAACACAUAGCAUUGUCCAAGUGCUCCAAACACAGAAAUGACUCACAACAAACACACAAACACCCUGAAACAAAUGAGAAAGGAAAAUGAUGCAAUGGCAUAAACACAAACAAACCCUACAAAAAAAAAAAAAAAAGCAUGAGAGAAAUGCUACAAGUUCACGAAAAAGCUAGUAAGAAAACCGUCUUGACCAGAGAAGAACGCUGUCGGAACCAAAAGUAAUUUUUUUUCUGAUAUCUUUGUUUUAAACUUGCUUUAGACAUCAGGCUGUCAAUAGAGUUGUCCCGCACCACAUUUUUUAAAUAAUAUUUAGAGUAUUUUUGUUUUCAAUUUAGCUUUUUUUAAGUAUAAAAAUGAUAAAAUAACUGAAAAUAUCAAUACCACCGUAGUAUUGGACACUGGAUGAGAUCAACCAAUCAAAGCGCGAUGUUCAGUUUUGCCGCUACUGAUGGGCUAAGCCUUUGGCAGAGUUACUCCGUUGCCGGGAUGUUAAAGUUGUUUUCACUGACCACCACGUCACAGUUAUGGCUGUCUUCAAACUGCCGCUUGUAACAUCAGUGAAUAUAUAUAUAUAUAUAUAUAUAUAUAUAUAUAUAUAUAUAUAUAUAUAUAUAUUAGGGCUGGGCAACGAUUAAAAAUUUUGAUCAAAGUUAAUCGCACUAUUUCUCUUAUUAAUCGCGAUUAACUGCAUUGUAUACGCAAAGCCCAAUAAUGAAUUCAAAAGUAGUGUGUAGUGCACCUUUAUUGGAAUAGUCUCCCACAUGAACAAAAGCGCCAAAACAUUUGUUGUGCAAACACAAUUUAAAUCAGUCCUUGUUAAACAGUAGCAGUUAAAUAGCAUAUUUUAUGAAAAUCAACUCAAAAAAUGUAAAUACAAACAUUUAAGCUUAUUGCCACUGCCAGGGUAUUUAAGUUAUCCUGUUUGUUAUGGAAAAUACAUAUAAUCUACAUACAAAUCUCUGAGCCACAAUCAUAACAUCUGAACAGGCAAUUUCUGAGGUAACAACAGAAAAAUUUUUUUUAUCAGGGAUCUUAUGUUUAAAAAACCUAUAUUAUAGGUAGUGGGCUGUUUUAGGGAAUUUUUGAUCAAAUUAUCCGUAGUAGCAAUAUUAAUAAUGUGUUUGUUCUGCGUAGUGCACUUAAAAUAAUUAUGACCAUAUCUAGGAAUUGAUAUGAUGGGAAUUUUCCAAUUGUUUGCUUGGUGCUUUGAUAAACUGAACGCAUCAUAUACAUGGUACUAUAUUGUGAUGUUAUGACCCUGGGAAAAAAAGAACUACCCUACCCAGCAUGCAACAGGAGUGACGAGCAUGCGCGAUAGCCCGGUAUAGGUUGUGUCGCCAUGACGGCAUCUUGUAUGUUGUGAUAUGCACGCUCUUAAAAGCAAACGUUAAGAACUCAGCCAACACUCAUCGUCUGCAUUAUUCAUAAAUAGACAGACAACACAUAUACUCCGCUGCUUCACAGGCCGCUGUAUGUAGCCGGCAAAGUAUUCUCAUGCUAGCUAGCCGGUCUAGCAAGCACGCGUCAUUCAGUCCAAAACGGCCCGAUCUAUCCACAUUCAGAAUUGUCUGGCGGUCGUAAGUGAUCCCGAAGUGACCAUGCUUUAAGCCAGCCAUGAAAUUUGCAGAAUUGUCCGGUAUUUUUGCCAAAUGUUCCAUCUUUACCAAGAGCCCCUCGACGCCGAAGCUUUUCCAGGCGACGCCAUCUUGUUAAGAAAAGGCGUUAACAAAAUAAAACCACGUAAACAACAUACGCAAAUGUGCGAUAAAAUAAUUGUUGGCGUUAAUAGAUUGAUGAGUUAACGUGUAAUUAAUGCAUUAAUUUGCCCACCCCUAAUAUAUAUAUAUAUAUAUAUAUAUAUAUAUAUAUAUAUAUAUAUAUA